Messenger RNA from Eruca vesicaria subsp. sativa (arugula), 990 nucleotides. Lineage: Eukaryota; Viridiplantae; Streptophyta; Magnoliopsida; Brassicales; Brassicaceae. The record is from the annotation of a GenBank genome assembly.
AUGCCAAUGGUGAAAUCUGAUGAUCAUAAAUUUUGGAAGCUGGAUAUGUUAGCUAAAUUAUCAAAAACGAUUCUAGAAGAAAAAGAGAGAGACAGUGGCCGCACGGUGAAAUCUUGUGCUACACCACCCGAGUGGCUUGUUGUGGAGAUGAUGAAAGAAAAGAACGCACGCGAUCCGAAGCUGAUCAUAGAGAAGAAACUGCACGUGAGUGAUCUCAACAGACAACAGUCACGUCUCUCAAUACCUAUAAACCAACUGCUUAGUUCGGAUUUUUUGACGGAAGAGGAGACACAACUCCUACACGCAGAGCCGGACUUAGUCAUUGGCGGGACGUUGGGGCCCCGAAAGCCACAGGUCCGGCUCUGCCUACACGAACAGCCAGAUGAUGAACUGGAAAGUCGUAAAGAAAGUGUGAGCGUGCUCUUGGUGGAUCCUAAGUCAAAAAGGCAUAAGGUUGAGUUAAGGAGGUGGAAGAUGGGUGCGUAUUGGAAUUACGUGGUGGUUGCUGGUUGGAACAAUGUGCUUACCAGUAAUGAGUUUGUGGUCGAUGACGUCACUGUAAUAUGGUCGUUCCGAUAUGGAGGAGGUAAACUAUGUUUGGCUCUCUCUCCUCCGCGCCGUCGCUUCCUCAGAAGAUCCAGACAAACCUACAUACGACGGCGUGAUAAGUGUCCGGACGGCCGUGGAAGCAAGCAGCCGCGGAAUCACAGAGCGUCAGGGAGGUUCGUGAGGAACAAGGGACCGAAUGUGGAGGAGAUGAAGAGGAUGAGUGAGCUUAAGGAGGAGGAGAUUAGGAGUAAUAAGGUGAAGAAGAGGAGGAAGAAGGAAGAGAGAGAGAAGAGGAAGGAGGAGAAUGUUUUGAGGACGGGGACUAAGUUGCAGAUGAUUACGAACCCUAAGACGUUGAAGAAGAUUGCUAAGUUUAAACAGAGGAAGCAUCUUAAAGUGGUUUCUGAUUAUAUCUUGAAUGGUAACAAGAAGAGUGUCUAG